This is a messenger RNA of Hirundo rustica (Barn swallow), 1242 nucleotides long. Its product is annotated as basic salivary proline-rich protein 1-like. NCBI's taxonomy places the organism in Eukaryota, Metazoa, Chordata, Aves, Passeriformes, Hirundinidae. The transcript is spliced from 4 exons. The coding region runs from base 1 to 1242 and encodes 413 amino acids. The record is from RefSeq and is a predicted model, not a curated record.
AUGAGGGCAAACAGUGCCUUCCUGUGGAGAUUGCCCUGCCCUGGCUGUGCUCCAAGGGCACUGCUGCAGCACCUGACCGUGUCUGCAGGGCUCUACGUGUCACUGCUGCUGUGCCAGCCCAGGAAGCUUUCCACAACAGCCAAAUUUUCUGCAAGGCGAAUCACCCGUGGGAGAGGUGUCACAACCCGGUCACCUCCGGCCCUAGGGGAGGCAAAGGGUCGGCAGCAGAGCCCCCGGCACGGCGCGGCGCCUCUCCGCCCCGCUCUCCUCCGGCCCCCGAGCCGUGCUGCUGGCUUCCCGCACUGCCGGAGCCCCGCUCUGCUCCCCCGGCCCCCGCACACCGCCCGCUGCCGCUCUCCAGCGGGACCGCCGCCCGGGCUCGCACUGCGACGGAAGAAUACAAAGAAGAGUGACAUGACAGAUUCUGAUGAUUUAUCGCAGACAAAUUUAGAGCUUCGUAGGGAUCCGGCUGAUCGGGAAACCAAGAGGAGCGAGCGCUCCUCUCCUCCCGCUCUCUCCCAGGGCAGCCCGGGGAGCUUUCCCGCAGCGGGACGGUGCCGGGCAGGGACGCGGUGCCGUCCUCCCCGCAGCUGUCCCUGUGUCCCCACGCCGAGCGGCGGCCGGGGAGCAGCGGUCCCUGCGCUCCCAGGGGCGUCGGUGAGCCGGGGGCCCCAGCCCGCGGGGCAGCGCUCACGGCCCGGCAGGGAUCCGCGCACAGCCCCGCAGGGACCCGCCGGGACCCGCAAGGAUCCGCAGGGAUCCACGCACGGACCCGCGGGGAUCCGCGCACAGCCCCGCAGGGAUCCACGCACGGACCCGCAGGGAUCCACGCACGGACCCGCAGGGACCCCGCGCACAGCCCCGCAGGGAUCCGCGCACAGCCCCGCAGGGAUCCGCGCACAGCCCCGCAGGGACCCCCGCACGGACCCGCAGGGAUCCACGCACGGGCCCGCAGGGAUCCACGCACGGGCCCGCAGGGACCCGCCGGGACCCGCACGGACCCGCAGGGAUCCGCGCACAGCCCCGCGGGGACCCGCCGGGACCCGCAGGGACCCGCGCACAGCCCCGCAGGGACCCGCGCACAGCCCCGCAGGGACCCGCGCACGGACCCGCCGGGACCCGCGCCCCGCGGCGGAGCCGAGCUCGGGCCGGCCGCGCACGGCCCUGCGAGCUGUGCAGCCGCAGCGCAGCUCAGGGGAACCGGGCACGCUGCUCUGGAAAGAACCGAAGUGGCUCGCGUAG